AUGUCUACCUCUUCAAUAAACGGCUUUAGUCUUUCUUCUUUGUCCCCUGCCAAAACUUCUAUCAAAAGAACUACAUUAAGACCAUUUGUUUUUGCAUCUCUCAACUCUUCUUCAUCUUCUUCUUCCUCUUCUUUCCCUUCUCUUAUUCAAGACAAGCCUGUUUUCGCUUCAUCAUCUCCUAUCAUCACCCCAGUUUUGAGAGAAGAAAUGGGAAAGGGCUAUGAAGAAGCUAUUGAAGAACUCCAAAAAUUGUUGAGGGAGAAGACUGAUCUGAAAGCCACAGCUGCUGAGAAGGUUGAGCAAAUCACAGCUCAAUUGGGAACAUCCUCAUCUGAAGGCAUUCCAAAAUCUGAAGCCUCAGAAAGGAUCAAAACUGGUUUCCUUCAUUUCAAGAAAGAGAAAUAUGACAAGAAUCCAGCUUUGUAUGGUGAACUUGCCAAAGGCCAAAGCCCUCCGUUUAUGGUGUUUGCAUGUUCAGACUCAAGAGUCUGCCCAUCUCACGUCCUAGAUUUCCAGCCAGGAGAAGCCUUUGUGGUCAGAAAUGUUGCUAACAUGGUUCCACCAUAUGACCAGGCAAAAUAUUCUGGAAGUGGUGCUGCAAUUGAGUAUGCAGUUCUGCAUCUCAAGGUUUCCAACAUUGUUGUCAUUGGACACAGUGCUUGUGGUGGUAUCAAGGGACUUUUGUCCUUUCCAUUUGAUGGAACCUACUCCACUGAUUUCAUUGAGGAGUGGGUCAAAAUUGGUUUACCUGCAAAGGCAAAGGUGAAAUCACAACAUGGAGAUGCACCUUUUGCAGAGCUAUGCACACACUGUGAGAAGGAAUCUGUGAAUGUUUCCCUUGGAAACCUUCUCACCUACCCAUUUGUGAGAGAGGGAUUGGUGAACAAGACAUUGGCACUCAAGGGAGGAUACUAUGACUUUGUGAAAGGAUCCUUUGAGCUUUGGGGACUUGAAUUUGGCCUUUCAUCCACUUUCUCCGUCAAAGAUGUGGCCACGAUUCUACAUUGGAAGCUAUAA
Molecule: messenger RNA, 1017 nt
Organism: Vicia faba (fava bean)
Lineage: Eukaryota; Viridiplantae; Streptophyta; Magnoliopsida; Fabales; Fabaceae
Source: the annotation of a GenBank genome assembly